This is a messenger RNA of Argiope bruennichi, 2148 nucleotides long. Its product is annotated as peptide transporter family 2-like. Gene Ontology annotation, biological process: oligopeptide transport; transmembrane transport. Gene Ontology annotation, cellular component: membrane. The record is from RefSeq and is a predicted model, not a curated record. The transcript has 2 exons. Gene Ontology annotation, molecular function: dipeptide transmembrane transporter activity. NCBI's taxonomy places the organism in Eukaryota, Metazoa, Arthropoda, Arachnida, Araneae, Araneidae. Bases 1 to 2148 code for a protein of 715 amino acids.
AUGAGCAGAACACUGUCGGUUUUCAAAAAACUUUCUCCUGUAUCUUCGAAAAGAGAAGAAAAAAAGGAUCCAUCAACAGGCGAAGAGAAGCAGUUGGCCGAAAGGGCCACAAAAUAUCCAAGAGGGAUUCCCUACAUUCUUGGAACUGAAUUUGUCGAAAGAUUCAGUUUUUAUUGCUUCCAAGGAAUUCUCACACUUUACAUGACUCAAGAACUGAACUUCAGUGGCUACUGGGCUGCGUCAAUCUUUCAUACGUUUAUGGUAUUGGCGUACAUCUCACCUGUAUUUGGGGCCCUCAUAGCUGAUGGAUGGCUGGGUCUAUUUCGAACGAUAUUUUACUUAUCUAUUCUUUUCGCUAUUGGUAACUCUGUUGUUGCCAUUGGAGCGACUCCAAUGUCCGUGCAAAACAUGACGAUCGUGUCACUAUUCGGACUUUUUAUUGUCGCUCUUGGUACAGGAGGUAUAAAACCGUGCGUUUCAGCUUUCGGAGGUAGCCAGUUUGAUGAAAAUCAGAUAAAAGAAAGACACCAAUUUUUCUCCCUCUUUUUUUUCGCCAUCAAUAUAGGUAGUAUAUUAUCCACUAUCAUAUCUCCGGAGCUUAGAGCAAGUGUCCAUUGUUUUGGUAAAGACACCUGCUAUCCAUUAGCAUUUGGAGCUCCUGCUUUACUUUCUAUCAUAGUUAUAACGCUUUUUAUAUGCGGCAAAUCUGUGUACAAGAUACGACCUGCAGAAGGAAGUGAGUUUGUUUCUGUUUUCAGAUGCAUAUUCUAUGCAUUGGCUCAGAAAUUCAGAAAUAAAAGAAAAGAGAAGAGGAACCAUUGGUUAGAAUACGCUGAUGAUAAAUUCGAUAGACAAUUAAUAUUUGAUAUUAAGUCAUUCUUGCAAGUUACGUGGAUGUACAUACCUUUACCUAUUUACUGGGCACUUUAUGAGCAACAGGGGUCAACUUGGAUUUUGCAAUCAGCAGAAAUGGAUGGUGAAGUUGGUGGUUAUCAAAUAAAGCCAGAUCAAAUGCAAAUAAUUAAUCCCAUAUUUAUUCUUAUAUUCAUUCCUCUGUUUAAUUCUGUGAUAUAUCCAUUUCUAAGGAAAUGUGGAUUGUGCAAAAUGCCGUUGCAGAGAAUGGCAGUGGGGGGCAUUUUGGUUGCGAUUGCCUUCGUAAUGACUGGAUUCAUUCAACUGAAAAUAGAACAAGAGCUUCCUGAAGACCCUCUCAAGGGUAACAGUGAACUCACAAUCAUCAACAAUUCGCCAUGUAAUCUUCAUCUAAAAGAUAUGAACACUUCAGUGACGGCGUUCACAGCGGAAGUUCUGAAAGAUAUCCCGUCAAACACCGAAAUCGAAUGGGAAGUUUUGCCAAGUGAGUGCUCUACAGCCAACCGAACUUAUGCGAAAUUCGGCUUGCAAGCGCCAUUCAUGAGCAUGGGGGUGGCACUUUCAGACGAUACGAUCAACAUUCUAAUUGAAGAAGACGAAAAAAUAAAGGAAAGGAAUGGAUACCCAAGAGUAAAGUUGCAUUUUAGUAUUGAUUACGUGUUCAAGGAAAGAGUAAAUGCUUCCUUUCUUUUCGAUGGAGCAGGGAAGUAUUUUGUGUAUCCAGACAAAAUCAAGCGACCCUCCAAAGUGGGCUCUACGGAAUAUUGCGUAAUGAAGCCAGGUCUGUACAAAAUCUACAUACCUCUUAACGGGACAACUCACAAGGAGAAUCCUAUUGGAGUUGCCGAAUUCAGGGAUGGUGGCAGUUAUGUGGUUGCAAUCCAUCAGAACUCGGCUCAGAAUGCAUCAAGAGUUACAGUUUUCAUGACCGUCCUGUUCAACUCAGUUCACAUGCUCUACCAGCUACCACAAAUAAUUUUGCUGACAGCUGGUGAAAUUAUGUUCGAAGUGACAGGGUUGGACUUUUCGUAUUGUGAAUCGCCGGACUCUUUAAAAUCCUUAGUACAAGGAAUGUGGUUUUUUACAAACGGGAUUGGAAACGCAUUUUUCAUUAUUAUAGAGGGAAUUUCUACGCUUGAAAAACAAUCCCAUGAGUUCUUCAUGUACUCUAUUAUCAUGGCAAUAACGACUCCAGAGAUUAAAUUACCAACCAAUCAAGAUCACAAACUUAAUGGUGAAAUCUUAUCAAAACGUUUGCCGCCAUGGAGAUUAUGA